This is a messenger RNA of Thyridium curvatum, 837 nucleotides long. RefSeq lists its product as uncharacterized. The coding region runs from base 1 to 837 and encodes 278 amino acids. The record is from RefSeq and is a predicted model, not a curated record. The transcript is spliced from 4 exons. Lineage: Eukaryota; Fungi; Ascomycota; Sordariomycetes; Thyridiales; Thyridiaceae.
AUGGCAUCCAGGUUCCGGUUGGGGCUGGGUGUUGUAGAUCCAGACAGAUCACCUCUAAAUACCUCCUUCUCUUGGACGCCUCACGCUGAACUCCUCGUUUUCGAACAACAUGACGAACCCCCAUACGACCGUGGCCAUUGCGCAGAUCGUAUUCUAUGCGCCAAUGCUUCCUCUCGCCCUCUUCAUCUUCCGCCGCAACUGGAACAACCGGCCGCGGCUCGCGUGGUACAGCCUGAUACCCUUCACGCUAUGCAAGUUGCCUUGAGGCUGGACUCGAACCCGGACAACGUUGGCCUCAUCAUUGCCGUGACAAUCAUGCUGAAUGUUGGCUUGGUUCCUUUGAUUAUCGCCGCCGUUGGACUUAUUCGCCUAGUCCUGAAAUCCAGCGCAGACCCGAACCGACGCGCACACUUUCUGUUGAGGCUCAUCCGCAUAGCCUUUGUUAUCGCCAUGGCCCUGCUGAUUGCGAGCGGAGUUUUGGAAGGCUUCGAUGCGACCAUAUCGACCUCGCGAGCCCUUGGCCAAGCCGGCUACGUCAUUUUUGCGGUGAUCGUCUCUUUACUCAUGCUCGAGUUGGCCUACCUCCACACUCAGAAAGAACGCCUUUCUCCAGGAAGCCUUAUUUACGUUCGGCUGACUCUUUCUGCAAUGCCCACCCUGGCCCUGCGUGCGGCGUAUGGUCUCCUCUACAUGUUCACUGAAGCAGAAGCCCACCCCGAAUGGAAUCCGCUCUACGGCUCGGCAAUUGCUUUCGCUCUACUUUGCUUGCUACCAGAGUACAUUACUGCCCUCUUUUAUGUUUAUCUUGGAGUCCAUCGAAUAUAUAACAAGGUUUAG